Messenger RNA from Culicoides brevitarsis, 1693 nucleotides. RefSeq names its product EEIG family member 2. Lineage: Eukaryota; Metazoa; Arthropoda; Insecta; Diptera; Ceratopogonidae. Bases 192 to 1514 code for a protein of 440 amino acids. The record is from RefSeq and is a predicted model, not a curated record. The transcript has a single exon.
UGAAGUGCAAUUCGCUGAUUUCCUUGAAAUUCGUCUACGCAAUCACGCGAAAAUAAAUAAAUUGAUCCUUGGCGUCGUCGUGCUUCGAGUGCAGCAGCAGCGUCGAGUGAAGAAGCAUCUCUCCGGAAAAAGGGCAAGAGAAGCGAGGAGACUGUGCGAAAAGUCGCCUAUGCACAGGCCAGGAAGUAAAAAUGGCAUUCAUGAUGAAGAAGAAGAAAUUUUACAAAUUUUCCGUGGACUUCCAUUUGGAGGAGUUGGUUGAAGUGCCAUUUCUGAAUGCCGUGCUGUUCGCCAAAGUUCGUUUGCUGGAGGGCGGCACAUUUCAGGAGAUCAGUAAGCGGGAAGAGGUGAAAAAUCACCAAGUCAAGUGGGAACAAAAGUUUGAAUUUAUCUGCAAAAUGACGGCGAAUGCGUCGUCGGGCGAGCUGGAGCCGUGCCUGCUGCGGAUAUCGGUGCGCAAGGAGAUCAACGGGGGUCGCAGUUACCAAAAAUUAGGAUUUAUAGAUUUAAAUUUGGCGGAAUUCGCGGGUGCUGGUGUCACGUCGCGUCGCUGUCUGCUCGAGGGCUACAACACGAGACAUCGACAGGACAACUCGAUGUUGCGGAUAAAAGUGAAAAUGACGAUGCUCAGUGGUGAUAUUUUGUUCAAGGCGCCGCCCUCGAGCAUGAAAACGACGCAAGAUACGACAUCGGGCGACACAGUAGGCAUUCUCGUGACCACCAACGAGCCCCAAAUAAGUGCUAGCAGACCAAAUUCGACGGGCCAGGCGAUUAUCACGAAUGUCGCGAGUAGCGGCGGGGGCAGCGUGGGCGGCAACGAAGAUGCCAGCAGUGCUUCCGAUUCGUCGGGCUUCGGAUCGCUGCGUACGACAAAAAACAAACCAUCCUCCAUUUCGGGCAUCCGAACCUCUUCCGACCAAUGUCUCCCGAUUAUCGAUACGACAACGACGACGACGACGACAAACUCCACAAACAUCUUCUCCUCCUGCUCCACAGAUCCGCAGGGCAUUACCGACUCCGGUAUCUCCGAGUCUUCGGAUCAACUUUCCUCGUCGCAGGAACACGCUAGUCUACCAAAUCCAACGAUAACGAGCAUCAAUGCGGGCCAUGCUGCGGCAGCGGCGGUAAAUGCGACGCAUUCGCGCAAUUCGAGUAACACGAGUCAAAUGUCGUCGGGCGGCAAGGGCAGCGGCAGUCAGCAUUCGCGACAAAGCUCCGAAGGCACCGGAUCGCUCACGACAAACGACACGGGCAGCUUGGAUCGCAUGAAAAUGGCGGCGGAACGCCGUAAAAACAAAAGCGCCUUAGACACAAACUCCGUGCCAAGCGUCUCGGAUAUCGUGGAGGGCACGCGAGUUAAUCCAGUUAGUGCAAUUGAUGAGAUUUUCCAAACGGAGCAGCUGAAUUCGCGCUUGGACCAGCUCGAGGAAUCGUCGCACGAGACAACGGGCCUCCAACUUUACAUUGGAGCGGAUGGUCGAACGGUUUUCCUCUCGCCGCAACUGCUCAAAUGAAAUUCUUCUUUUCCUUCUUCUUCAUUAUUCUGCUUUUACAUUUAAUUAUUAUUAUUAUUACCAUUCUUUAUUAUUAUUUUUACGUCAGGCAAGUACAAUUUUUAAAAAUGUUUCACAUUCCAUUUUUUUUCACGAAAAUUCAAUUAAUUUAAAAUUUUCUAUUAAAUUUAGACGUAAAG